Molecule: messenger RNA, 1310 nt
Organism: Aspergillus costaricaensis CBS 115574
Lineage: Eukaryota; Fungi; Ascomycota; Eurotiomycetes; Eurotiales; Aspergillaceae
Exons: 2
Coding region: 388-987 (199 amino acids)
Source: RefSeq, a predicted model, not a curated record
CUUUCUUUUCUCUUCUGCAUCUCAUCUCCAUACUGCCUUGGGCUGGAUGCAUCACCUGUACCUUGCUUUCUCUAGCACGUAACGGCUGGGCUCGUGCCUUUGAUUUGGGCUGCAUCUGAUCGGCACCUAACCAGUUCUCCUCUAUACGUUGUCCGGCGCAACCACCAGAAUCUCUCUCAACACGGGUGCUUCACUCAGUACGCCGAACAGCUAGAUUGUGUCGUGAAAACAUCGUCUCGUCGGUUAACGUGCCGCGUGUGAUGACGUUGUAGUGGCCGCCACGUUCAGCCCAGACUCCUACUCUUAUUCACGCUUCUGAGCAUCUGAUCCUAGUAUUUCAAUUACACUGUGAGAAGGUCCAUUCGCAAUCUGCGCACAUCCGACAAAAUGAUUGGCAGUAUAUUCUUCAUCUGCAACCGCAUUCUGGAGCUUGUCUUCCUGAUUCCGAUCAUCGGAAUGAUGGCAUACUUCGUCAAUGGCUACCUCAAUGCGAACCAAAUUACCCCUGCCUACAUUCUCGUUCUCUUCAUCGUCAGCGUCAUUGCAGCUUUCUGGUGCCUCGAUACCCUGAUCCGCUUUUCGACCACCAAGCGCUCCGCCAUGUUUGUCGCUUUCAUCGACCUCCUCUUCUUCGGUGCUUUCAUUGCGGGUGUCUAUGAGCUGCGAUUUAUUGCAGGGGCCAGUUGCUCUCAUUGGGAUGGUGGUUCGGUGUACAUUUCCUUGGGCCCCUUCGGAUACUACGGCUACAGGACCGAUAAUCCGCUGUCCUUCCACAUUGACAAGACUUGCGCGAUGCUGAAGGCCAGCUUUGCACUGGGGAUCAUUGAAGUUGUCUUCUUCCUCUGGACGGCUAUCCUUGCUCUCGCUAUCUACAAGCGUCCGGAAGUUGUUGUCAAGGAGACCACUGUCCGUCGCAGGAGUCACAGCAGUCGACGUGGUCACCGGCGCCACAGCAGCUCGGGUCGGCGGCAGCAGUAUGUGGUAUAAAACAUUUUGCAUGCCAAGCAACAGAUAUGAUGGGAUGAUACGCAUUAAUGAUUGGAAUGGAUAACGCGAAACGAACGAUACACAGAAAAAAAAAAGAUGAAACAAACGAAGUAACGAGGGAAGGCAUACCGACAGCAUGAGUCUUAGCAAUCAACCAUUGAUGAUCUUUGAUUGUUACUGCUCCAUAUAUGAUGAUAAUGUUUCGAUUUGACAAAGUUCCUUGUCCAUUUUGUACGGCAUUUGAUGCUUUCUGAAAAUGCUAUUGUUUUAGCUUUCUCAUUUUUGUCAAUCCCUAUAAGAUAUGUGAGCUAUGUUUACGCAAG